ACAGCAGUUAACACCCAUCACCAUUCAAAAUGUCUUCCAGUUUACAAAAUAUAAAGCCGCUGUAAGAUAUUUUUUGAUUGAAAUUUUGAAAAUAAGAUGCUAGGGAUGAGAAAGUAUAGUGUUAGACUAAUAAUAUGUACGUAGUAGUCGAAAAUCGGUUUUAAAAAGGCAUUGUAAUUUGAGGUUUGUUAACGUUUCUCGGAUCAAAACAAGAAUGGCGAUGUACGGAAAUAGCAUCAGUCGUCCUCAACAGAAUAUGAAUAUUUAUCAAAGACGAAAUCCUACAGGAAAAAGUAAGAGGCAUCUUCAAAAGGAAGAAGGAAUAAUGGCUCAAAUGAUGUAUUACAUGUCAGAAGCAAGGCUUCGUAGUAAGAUACGAAAGAUCAACGAGGCGUUAGAAGAAGACCCUGUCGAUGUCCAGACACUUGGAAACCUGGCCAUUUCUCAAGAUGGUCUUAUUACGAACGACUUAAGAAGACGGGUGUGGCCGAAACUAUUGAACGUUAAUGUAUUUGAUGUGUYUAUGUCCGCUAAAAACAAAAAAGAUACUAAUGAAAUAAAUCAGUUCAAGGCAAACAAGUACUGGAAUCAAGUUAAUCUUGAUGUUGAUAGAUCACAUCGAAGAUUCCCACAUGGUAAGAACACAUUUCCUUCAACUGCACAACUAACUAAUAUUAUAAUGAGAGUCUUAUGUAAACAUACUAAUUUACACUAUUAUCAGGGUUACCACGACAUUGCCGUCACAUUACUGUUAGUGGUUGGCGAAGAUUUAGCUACUGCAUURUUAGAAAAAAUAUCACUUCAUCAUCUUAGAGAUUUUAUGGCCAUUACCAUGGAGAAGACCACCAAAAUGUUAUCAUUUAUGCACCCGAUUAUUAACGAAGUUGACCCUGAACUUGAGGAGUUCCUUAUAAGAUCAGAAGUUGGCCAGAUGUUUGCUCUUAGUUGGUUAAUCACAUGGUAUGGUCACGUGUUAAAAGAYUUUGAAACCAUAGUUAGACUAUAUGACUUCUUUCUAGCGACACACCCUCUCAUGCCAGUUUACUUUGCMGCAGCUCUCGUUAUUGACAGACGGGAGGAGAUAUUACUAGGUGAAUGUGAGAUGUGCUUUAUUCAUCACAUGUUAUCCAAGAUCCCUGAAAACUUCCCUUCUAAAGUAGAAGAACUUGUAGUUUCAGCUAAAUUUCUAUUCGAUAAAUAUUCACCUGAAAAACUAGCCAGCGCUGCAGAAAAAUACCUUAAAGAGAGUACUGCUAUAGCUAAACACACACAGUUCAUAAAGGAGCUGGGAGACCAAAGACCGGRCUCUGUUCUCCGUGAACGACGUAUCAAGAGAUCAAAACAGUUACAACCUUACCAAAGCCCUGCGGCAGUCAAUACUGAAUCAACAAAUCCAUAUGUCAAGCUUGCUGUGUGGACAUUAACUGCGUCGUUAGGAACUGUUGCACUUUAUGUAUUAAGCUCGGCAAAGAGGUGGAUUUGAUGGAUGUGAAAUGGAGUGCUCUGCAAUAUUACAACAUUACAUUUUCCCUUCACUGUUAUACUCUUUUAACUCAACAUCGAAAAAUUAAUAAUUUUACAACAGAGAUUGAAAAUAACUGAAAAUACAAUCUUGUACAAAAUUGUACACUGGUUUAUGUUUGAGAUUCUGGAUGAAGGGAACCAUGUUGUGAAUCAUAAUAAAGAAAGGCGGACAUGUAGAACAGUUACUGGAAUUACCAAGAUACUUUGAACCAAAGAAWGCAAGCUGUCAUAUGAAGCAGUUUAAAAGGCAGUGUGUUCGUACAUGUACUCAAAUAUUGUUAUAAAAAAUAUGCAAUAUAUACUCAUUCGGCCUGGAAAUGUAAAGUUGGAGUAUACAGUWGACWAAGRARAAUAAUGGUGGCAUGGAUUUGAGAACUAUUAUUGGAACAUAUGCAGCAAAAUUGUUGAAGUACAUGUAUGCAAAUGUUGGAGUAUACCGUAGACAAAGGAAAAUAAUGGUGGCAUGGAUUUGAGAACUAUUAUUGGAACAUAUGCAGCUACGUUGUUGAAGUACAUGUAUGCAAAUGUUGGAGUAUACCGUAGACAAAGGAAAACAUGUAUUUGAGAACUAUUAUUGGAACAUAUGCAGCUACGUUGUUGAAGUACUGUACAUGUAUGCAAAUGGCUGUGCCAGAAAAAACAUAUGUUUCUAUGGAAACAGACAAAACUUCAUACACCCAUUCAAUAAAAGUGUAUACAGUUGAAGUAUGUGAAAGGCUGGAUCAGGACGAUCUGUGACGUGUGCUUGAGAUUUAUGUCUAUGAAAUGACUAUGGCUAUGGUAACAUCAAAAAAUUUUACACUUCAUACACCCAUUCAACAAAAGGUUUUACAGUCGAAGUAUGUGAAAGGCAGGACC
Messenger RNA from Actinia tenebrosa (Australian red waratah sea anemone), 2382 nucleotides. RefSeq names its product TBC1 domain family member 20. Gene Ontology annotation, molecular function: GTPase activator activity. Gene Ontology annotation, cellular component: endoplasmic reticulum membrane. The record is from RefSeq and is a predicted model, not a curated record. Lineage: Eukaryota; Metazoa; Cnidaria; Anthozoa; Actiniaria; Actiniidae. Gene Ontology annotation, biological process: endoplasmic reticulum to Golgi vesicle-mediated transport; positive regulation of GTPase activity.